GGCGGAGGGCGCGCCGGGAUGGGCCCCAAGCGGCGGCAGCUGACGUUCCGGGAGAAGUCGCGGAUCAUCCAGGAGGUGGAGGAGAACCCGGACCUCCGCAAGGGCGAGAUCGCGCGGCGCUUCAACAUCCCGCCGUCCACGCUGAGCACCAUCCUGAAGAACAAGCGCGCCAUCCUGGCGUCGGAGCGCAAGUACGGGGUGGCCUCCACCUGCCGCAAGACCAACAAGCUGUCCCCCUACGACAAGCUGGAGGGGCUGCUCAUCGCCUGGUUCCAGCAGAUCCGCGCCGCCGGCCUGCCAGUCAAGGGCAUCAUCCUCAAAGAGAAGGCGCUGCGGAUCGCUGAGGAGCUGGGCAUGGACGACUUCACUGCCUCCAACGGAUGGCUGGAUCGCUUCCGCCGGCGCCACGGUGUGGUGUCCUGUAGCGGCGUGACCCGCGCCCGGGCGCGAAGCGCGGCCCCGAGGGCUCCAGCCGCACCUGCCAGCCCAGCCGCCGUGCCCUCCGAGGGCAGCGGUGGGAGCACGCCCGGCUGGCGCGAGCGGGAGGAGCAGCCGCCGUCGGUGGCUGAGGGCUACGCCUCGCAGGACGUGUUCAGCGCCACCGAGACCAGUCUGUGGUACGACUUUCUCCCGGACCAGGCCGCCGGGCUGUGUGGAGGUGAUGGAAGGGCGCGCCAAGCCACCCAGCGCCUUAGCGUUCUGCUGUGCGCCAACGCUGACGGCAGCGAGAAGCUGCCCCCGCUGGUGGCGGGCAAGUCUGCCAAGCCCCGUGCGGGCCAAGGUGGCUUGCCCUGCGACUACACCGCCAACUCUAAGGGUGGUGUCACCACCCAGGCCCUGGCCAAGUACUUGAAAGCCCUGGACGCCCGGAUGGCUGCUGAGUCUCGUAGGGUCCUGCUGCUGGCCGGCCGUUUGGCCGCCCAGUCCUUGGACACCUCAGGCCUGCGGCACGUGCAGUUGGCCUUCUUCCCCCCAGGCACUGUACAUCCAUUGGAGCGGGGAGUGGUACAACAGGUGAAGGGCCACUACCGCCAGGCUAUGCUGCUUAAGGCCAUGGCGGCCCUGGAGGGCCAGGAUCGCUCAGGCCUGCAGCUAGGCCUGGUGGAGGCCCUGCACUUUGUAGCUGCGGCCUGGCAGGCAGUGGAGCCUUCCGACAUAGCCGCCUGUUUUCGGGAGGCUGGUUUUGGGGGUGGCCCUAAUGCCACCAUCACCACUUCCCUCAAGAGUGAGGGAGAGGAAGAGGAGGAGGAGGAAGAAGAGGAGGAAGAAGAGGAGGGUGAAGGGGAAGAGGAGGAAGAGGAGGAGGAAGAAGAAGGGGAGGAGGAAGAGGGAGGGGAAGGAGAGGAGCUGGGAGAGGAAGAGGAGGUAGAAGAAGAGGGUGAGGUUGAUGACAGUGAUGAAGAAGAGGAGGAGGAAGAGAGCUCCUCUGAGGGUUUAGAGGCUGAGGACUGGGCCCAGGGAGUAGUGGAGGCCAGUGGCAGCUUUGGAGGUUACAGUGCCCAGGAAGAGGCCCAAUACCCUACCCUCCAUUUUCUGGAAGGUGGGGAAGACUCUGACUCAGACAGUGAUGAAGAGGAAGAAGAUGAAGAGGAGGAUGAGGAAGAUGAAGAUGAUGAGGAUGAUGAUGAGGAUAGUGAUGAGGUACCUGUACCCAGUUUUGGAGAGGCAAUGGCCUACUUUGCCAUGGUCAAGAGGUAUCUGACCUCAUUCCCCAUUGACGACCGGGUGCAGAGCCACAUUCUUCAUUUGGAACAUGAUCUGGUCCAUGUGACUAGAAAGAACCAUGCCAGGCAGGCAGGAGUUCGGGGUCUCGGACACCAAAGCUGAGCCUCUGGGCAUAGCUGUGUUCUAAUUCAGAUGGGCAGUACCAGUCCAAGGUAGAGAACUCUGGGUAGUUGCUAGAGAUGGCCGGGGGAGCCCCAGGGCCUUUAAUAAUGCUUCCCCUAGCCCUGAGGUAGGCCCAGGGAUUGAGAUCUGCCUCACUGCCUGCUACUGCCUCUUUCUCAGAAUCUUCUUUCCUCCCCAUUAGUCCCUGGGCUCAGGGCACCGGGUAGGUGGGGAGCUGUCUGGUGCUACCACAGUGUGCCAUCAGUGGACUAGACCACAGCAGCAGCCAGGGAUGGAUUCUGGAAGCCCCUGGCCGGAGAGUGCCUCUUCCCCUACCAUCUAACCAGGUCUUUGGUGGGGGGGACCCCAAAGCCAUUCUGAAAAGGGCUGCAGAAGGUCCAGCCUGGGCCCCCACAAGAUUGGCAGCCCCCUUCCUGCACCCUAGGCUGCCUCAAGAAGCACAGUCUAUCUUAGGACAGGCACCUGAGCCUGUCACUGCCUGCUUUCCACCUCCCUAAUUCCUUUCUCUGGCCCAGUCUUUGUGACUUUGGCCCUUGAUUUUCUUUCCAGAUUGGAGGUUUCCGAGAGGCCCUCCAGGGGAGUAACAAUGGGCACAUCCGUUAUGGGCAGCUGCAGGCCUUGUGCCUCAUCCCUCUCUGGAAGGCCCUAAUCCUGGGCAGAGGGACCUGGGGCUGGGCCCAGAGUCCAGCCAUCCAGCUACUUCUUUCCCAGUUUGAAUUCAAUAAAUAUGUCCAUUCCCCUUUUGUGGGAGUGACUUUUAACAGCCAA
This is a messenger RNA of Nannospalax galili (Upper Galilee mountains blind mole rat), 2616 nucleotides long. RefSeq names its product centromere protein B (gene Cenpb). Lineage: Eukaryota; Metazoa; Chordata; Mammalia; Rodentia; Spalacidae. Gene Ontology annotation, molecular function: DNA binding; chromatin binding. The coding region runs from base 19 to 1827 and encodes 602 amino acids. Gene Ontology annotation, cellular component: chromosome, centromeric region; nucleus. The record is from RefSeq and is a predicted model, not a curated record. The transcript has a single exon.